Molecule: messenger RNA, 2098 nt
Organism: Salvia hispanica
Lineage: Eukaryota; Viridiplantae; Streptophyta; Magnoliopsida; Lamiales; Lamiaceae
Source: RefSeq, a predicted model, not a curated record
UUUUAUGAGCUAGUUGUUUGUGGUGAAGGGAGAAAGGACAAGCUGCAGGCUAUUUAAGAACCUUUCCAAAUGAAAUUCAAUGGGAUCAAGGGAGACCAUGUCUUCAUCCAUAGGAUCCCAAGUUCCGGGAUUGAUCAAAACUUCACUUCUUCCUGGACUGCUCAUUUCUUUGGCAUGAAUAUGAGCCGAACUUCCUUUUGAGGAUUUUUAUGCGCACGCAGGAUGCCACUUAAAAGGAAACUGACUUGAAAUCGACUGAGCAACCCACGAAAUCUUGAGACAUAACAAUUCGUGAUCCGCAUGGUAGAGGUUGAAGCGGGGUUAGGUUAGAAAGAAAACAGUCUAAGCUUGAAGAAGAGAUAUUACUGGCCGCAUUUAAAUGUGAAGUAAGGAGUUUUCAACUCAAGCUAAGCUCAAGGGACAGCCUUUUCUUGGUGAAGAAUCAAAUGGUGGUGCAGAAAUUUUUGGUGCGAAGAGUCCAGCUGAAUCGGGCACCAAUACUAUGAAAAGAGAACAAGUUGACCAAGAAAAUUCUAACAAGGUGGCCGAAAUGGGAAAUAACCUUGAACCAGAAAGCAAGGUCUCUAAAAAGGGCGUUAAAGUUAUGGCGGUAGAUGCAUCUACAAGCUCAGCUGGGUCUGAUCCCUUAACCAAUCAGCAGCUUCCAGAAAGUUGGGGUAGAAAUAAGAUCGGCUCAAGAAAAUCCAAGAAAAGAAAGGAGUCAGGCACACCAUUACGGAUUUCAAGAAGGCUUGCAGGUUCUGAACCUGAGAUGCAACUGAACUUGGAUUUGAACGAACAUUCGCUAAGAGGGUACACUGCUAAAGAAGUCAAUGCUUCUCCAACUGUUCCACAUGAGGCUUCAGAUAUUCCUAAGACAUCAAAUAUCCAGCUAGCAAAAGAGGUGGUAGAGAAAGCAGAUAUAGGUGGUGAGGAAACUUGUCAAGAUGUUAAUCGACCAAAAGAAGUUGAAAAGCCUCCUCUUACAGAGGGCUCAACUGUUCCAGAAGAGCAGUCAGGUGCGACAGCGACAGCUAGUACGAAUCCAUUAUGGAUUUCAAGAAGGCUUGCAGGUUCUGAACCUGAGAUGCAACUGAACUUGGAUUUGAACGAACCUUCGCUAAGAGGGUCCACUGCUAAAGAAGUCGAUGCUUCUUCAAUUGUUCCACAUGAGGCUUCAGAUAUUCCUAAGACAUCAAAUAUCCAGCCAGCGACAGAGGUGGUAGAUAAAGCUGAUUUAGGCGGUGAGGAAACUUGUCAAGAUGUUAAUAACCUGAAAGAAGUCGAAAAGCCUCCUCUUACAGAGGGCUCAACUGUUCCAGAAGAGCAGUCAGGCGCGACAGCGAUAGCUAGUACGAAUCCACUCGUUGAUGGUCAACAAUCACAUGCAUCACAGCUUAGCUAUGAUUUUGGGGACUCUUGGACUGAUCCGUUGGAAUUCGCCUUAAAGACUCUCAAUGGGGAGUUACCAAUUGAAGAUACCCUGACAUUUCCGAGUUGCUUCAGGGAGCCGCUUGACACCACUUUCAGCCAGAUUGAUGGAUGCUUGAAGCAAUCGCAGUUUGAUGUUCCCGUCAACUUCCAAAGCGAAUUUCCGUGCCAAUCUGAAUCUUCAAAGAAACAAAAUGCUGUUGAUCCGGCGCCAGCCACUGCACCAUCUUCAUUCUCUGCCCUUAGCUUCAGUUGUAGCAGUGACUUCAACUUGCAGCCGAGUGCAGGGGUCAGGAAGAAGGAUUUGCAGACCAAAUUUAACCCUUAGAAGAAACAGCAAGCUGGACCAAAGGUUAGAUUUUAAAAAAAUUGCUAAAACAUUUGUGGGUCUAAGCAGAAGGUUAGGUGUUGAAUUUUUUGGACUAGUGCUUUUGCUUACGGCUAGGUUGCAUAAAUAGAAUAUCGUUGUGUUUCUCAUAAACUCUAGGAUGUGGAGAAAAAUGGUCGGAUUUGAUGAUUUGGAUUAAACUGGUUGGUACUAUAGUUUUCUAUGUGAAUAGAAUAGUCCAACUCUCUUUUGUUGUAGACUUGGUUUUAUGUAUGUUUUUGUUGGAUAGUCAUAUUUGGAAUGGUUAUGACGCAUUAUAUCUAUUUCUGUGUUUGUUCC